AUGGUGUUUAACAGUGUUAAGCUUAUUGCUGCUGAGCUAAACAUGUCUGAAGCAAACGAUGACCCUCACGUCUUUGUGAUAGCAAAAUGUCUCCCUGAUGUGAUCCCACAGACUUGGAGCAUUAAGAAAGCUGGGGAGCCUCCAUUAAUAAAUGGUUGGAUACCUUUCCUUGGAAAGGCUUUGAGUUUUAUGAAAGCUCCUUCAACCUUCUUAUUGUCUCAGCAACGAAAAUUUGGAGAUGUUUUCACUAUACACCUUGCUGGUAGAUACUAUACCUUUUUCAUGGACCCAUUCCAAUUUGUUUAUAUUACACGAAAUAGCAAGCAACUUGGAUUUCAAGAAUUUGCAGAUAAAAUGAUAUGCAGAACUUUUGACGUCCCAUCUGUAUUGAGUACAAAAUUCCCGGAAAUGAAUGAAAACCUGCAUAGAAUAUACCAAUACCUACAAGGGAAGUCUUUGGACACACUUUCAGAAGACAUGAUGAAAAAUCUCCAACAAAUAUUUGAAAGGAAAUGCUCACAAGCAACAGAUUGGGAAGCAGAAAAAAUGUACAAGUUCUGCUGCUCUGUAAUGUUUGAAGCCAGUUUUAUAACACUAUAUGGAAGAGUUCCUGCUGCAGAUGGCCACAAAGUUAUUAGUGAAAUCAGAGACAAAUUUACAAAGUUUGAUGCCAACUUUCCCUAUUUAGCUUUAGGCAUACCAGUUGAGUUGCUAGGAGCUACCAAGAAGGUUCGGAAGGAGCUUAUACAUCAUUUUUCAUAUCAGAAUAUGACAAAAUGGCUGGGAGGGUCUGAAGUGAUCCAAGCCAGAAAAGAUCUAUUUGAGAAAUAUGAGCUGCUCACAGUUUAUGACAAAGCAGCACAUCAUUUUACCUUCUUGUGGGCCUCUGUGGCAAACACAAUUCCAGCUACAUUCUGGGCCAUGUAUUAUCUUCUGCGGCACCCAGAAGCUCUUGCAGUGGUGCGUGACGAAAUUGACCAUUUGCUGCAGUCAACAGGUCAAAAGAAAGGGCCUAGAUAUAACAUCCACCUCACCAGAGAACAAUUGGACAACCUGGUCUACCUAGAGAGUGCUGUAAAUGAGAGUUUACGAAUGUCCUCAUCUUCCAUCAAUCUUCGCCUCUGCCAAGAGGAUUUUAUUCUCAAGCUUGAUGGGAAUCAGGAAGCCAGUUUAAGGAAAGGAGACUUUGUAGCCCUUUACCCUCCCACUUUGCACAUGGACCCUGAGGUCUACGAAGAUCCUAAGGAGUAUAAGUUUGAUCGGUACAUAGAAAAUGGCAAGAAGAAAACUACCUUCUUCAAAAGGGGAAGAAAGCUGAAAUAUUUUCUGAUGCCUUUUGGCUCUGGAAGCACCAAGUGUCCUGGAAGGUUCUUUGCAGUUAAUGAAAUUAAGUUGUUUCUUAUUUUAUUUGCAACUCAUUUUGAUGCAGAAAUAGUGGAAAAUAAGAACCUAGGAUUUGACAACAAUCGUAUGGGGCUUGGUAUUCUCUUGCCAGACUCUGAUAUUGCCUUUCGCUACAAGCUGAAGUCUUUGGAAAAGUAAGCUAUUGUAGAUUUAACACUAAUCUAGAUUUUUGCUUUAUUUUUUCAUUCUGAAUUUUCUUUGUAUAUUUUUUCUCGUUCUGGUUUCAUCUCAGUAAGAGAAAUUGAAUAAUGAUUACCACUUAAGGGCUGGAGGAUCACAUCCACAUACACC
Messenger RNA from Alligator sinensis (Chinese alligator), 1695 nucleotides. Its product is annotated as 25-hydroxycholesterol 7-alpha-hydroxylase. Bases 1 to 1542 code for a protein of 513 amino acids. The record is from RefSeq and is a predicted model, not a curated record. The transcript has 6 exons. Lineage: Eukaryota; Metazoa; Chordata; Crocodylia; Alligatoridae. Gene Ontology annotation, biological process: bile acid biosynthetic process; cholesterol homeostasis. Gene Ontology annotation, molecular function: heme binding; iron ion binding; steroid hydroxylase activity.